AUGAAAGCGGAUGCGAAAAAAAAAUUGGUAAAGAAAGCUAUGAAAUUGAUCAAUACUGAGAAUGCUAUCGAUGGUACCACACGUUUUGAAGAUAUUGCGAGUGAAAAGGUUCAUUUUACGUUUUUUUGGGGAACGCAUCUAAGUGACGAGCAGUUUGAAUGGGUUUUCCAGUUGUUCGUGACUAAUAUGCGUACAAUGUAUCAAAUCUCUCAAUGGGGUUAUGAUGAAGUAAGCAAAAAGCAAGAAUUUCGAGCUACAACGUCGAGAUAUAUCAUUGCGAAGAAUCAAAAUGAUAAGCCGAUUGCUUAUUUGCAUUAUCGUUUUGAUAUUGAUUUCGAUUCAGCUGUAUUAUAUUGUUAUGAGAUACAGGUGGAGAGCGCGCAUCAGGUUAAAGGUGUUGGGACGGCUCUUUUGUCUAUUGCUGAAUGCCUUGCAAAAAAGAUGUCAAUGGACAAAUUGAUGGCUACAGUGUUUACAUUUAAUGGGAAUUCGCUCGCAUUCUUUCACAAGAAUGGCUUUAGUAUUGAUCCAUCAUGUCCAGACGAUGGUGAUUAUGUGAUUUUAUCAAAACCGUUAUCUGACUGA
Messenger RNA from Cercopithifilaria johnstoni, 585 nucleotides. Lineage: Eukaryota; Metazoa; Nematoda; Chromadorea; Rhabditida; Onchocercidae. The record is from the annotation of a GenBank genome assembly.